Molecule: messenger RNA, 2970 nt
Organism: Pectinophora gossypiella (pink bollworm)
Lineage: Eukaryota; Metazoa; Arthropoda; Insecta; Lepidoptera; Gelechiidae
Product: ATP-binding cassette sub-family G member 1-like
Exons: 11
Coding region: 214-2124 (636 amino acids)
Cellular component (GO): plasma membrane
Molecular function (GO): ATP binding; ATP hydrolysis activity; ABC-type transporter activity
Source: RefSeq, a predicted model, not a curated record
UAGCGAACGGACGCAGUUUCGACCGGCGCGCAGCGUAUGCUCGACGCGUAUGCGUGAAGUGUUAUUUUGUCCAAAAUACGUCGUGAAAAUACUGAAUUAAUUAUACAUGAUAGUGAUUUAUAAACUGGAUUUUUAAAAGAACCUCUUGAUUAAAACAGAUAGACUUCAAACUACAAACGCCAUUAUGACUAUGACAAAGUGGUGAAAACAAGGAUGUCUAACGGACUAGAAGCGUCGAGCGCACCCCGCGCGCUGGGGCGAGCGCACUUGUCCCAUCUACCACAACGGCCACCAGUCAACCUUAGCUUCCAGGACUUAACAUAUACAGUACAAAAUGGCAACAGUUCCAAGAUAAUCCUGCGCGGCAUCAGCGGAGAGUUCCGCUCGGGGCAGCUGACUGCGAUCCUGGGUCCCUCGGGCGCCGGGAAGAGCACACUGCUCAAUAUACUCGCCGGAUACAGAGUAAAUGGCGCAAGUGGCAUAGUAUCCACAAAUGGCGAGCCUCGCAACCUGCGUCAGUUCCGCAAGCUGUCCCGCUACAUCAUGCAGGAGGAUCUGUUGCAGCCCCUCAUCACGGUGCAGGAGGCCAUGCUGAUGGCCGCGGACCUCAAGCUUGGCAGCGCUCUCACCACCGAGAAGAAGCAAGUUGUGAUAGAGGAGAUAGUCCAACUGCUGAGGUUGGGUAAGGCGAGGAAUACGGUGACAGAGAGGCUCUCAGGCGGCGAGAGGAAGAGACUGUCCAUAGCUCUGGAACUCCUGAAUAACCCCCCUGUUGUAUUCCUGGAUGAACCUACUACCGGCCUAGAUGAUGUAGCGUCAUCGACGUGCGUGUCUCUCCUCAAGCGGGUGGCUCGGGGCGGUAGGACAGUCAUCUGUUCCCUCCACACGCCCUCAGCGCGCCUGUUCGCAGAGUUCGACCAUGUGUAUGUGGUUGCUGAUGGCCGAUGUGGCUACCAAGGCACCUCGUCUGGAGUGGUUCCGUUCCUCAAUGAGUUGCAGCUGCCUUGCCCUACUACUUAUAAUCCUGCUGAUUUUGUGAUAGAAGUAUCAAGUGGCGAGUAUGGUCACCACGUUGACAGAAUGGUAGCCGCGGUGGAAAACGGUCGGUGCCAACGGUGGAGAGACUACGAAGUCCAAGAACCUACGUACGGGGAGAUGGACAUAGAGCAAUUGAACACUGGAGGCGUCGAGAAGCAUAGCUAUCGGUACGGCAGCACCGGCUGUCAGCAGUUCUUUGUGCUGCUGAAGAGGAUGCUUCUGCAGACUGUUAGGAAUAGGGAUUACUUAUGGCUCCGCGUGGGUCUCCACCUGUUCCUGGGCAUCAUCGUGGCGGCCCUCUUCGCCGACAUGGGCCAGGACGCCUCUAAGACCAUCUUCAACUUUGGUUUCUGCUACGCCUGCAUCAUCGCCAUGCUGUACACCACUAUGAUGCCUAUAUUGUUAGCUUUCCCAUCAGAAGUGCAGCUAGUUAAGCGCGAAUACUUCAACCGCUGGUAUGGCCUCAAGCCCUACUACGCCGCACUAGUAGUAUCAAGAACUCCAGCCACCAUCUUCUUCAGCCUCAUAUACUUGUCCAUCACCUACCCUAUGACGUCUCAGCCCAUGGAACUACCUAGAAUAUUGAUGUUUACGACGAUCUGUAUCAUGGUCGCGCUGAUAUCCGAGUCCAUGGGUACUGUCAUUUCGUCCACUUUGAGUGUUGUUAAUUCAGUCUUCACAGGCCCAUGCCUAAGUGUGCCUCUAAUGUUACUAGCAGUCUACGGCAUCGGAAGCGGUGAUGAACCUCCUCCCUUCAUCUGGAAGUUGGCUAGAUCCUGUUCCUACAUGAGAUAUGGACUGGAAGGUCUAGUAGCCGCCGUGUAUGGACCUCCAAGGGCUGAUCUACCAUGUCCUGAUCAUAUUGACUAUUGCGAGUACAAGAAUGUUGCGUACUUCGUCAAACUGAUGGGUAUGUCGGGCGUAUCAUUCUGGGUGGACUUCGCAGUUCUAUGCGGGAUGUUGGUGGCGAUGAACCUAGCUGGAUACUAUCUGCUGAGACAGAGACUUUCCCCCAAUUAUGCUUUCAGAGCCAUCAAAGUUAUAGGCAGGUUUAUUAAGACUAAGAUGAGUAUUUCCAACCACUGAAUGAAGUUCAUUACAGACGGUGAUGGCAUUAAAUACUACGUUUUAUCUUUAGAUUUUUGAAGUACGAAAGAGAAGAUUAUCUUUCUUUCUCACUCCCUCUUGUGUGCGUUAUUGCAAGAUCUCCCCUUACUACUCCUCUUAGUACUUUCUUCUGGGUGAAAAUGGAAUAUCCUAUGUGGAUUGUUUUUUGCGAAUUAUUCAGGUUCCACGUCUACUGAAGCAAUCAUCAUCACUAAUAUAAGAGCCACGCUCUUGUCGACGUAGCAUUCUCCAUGCUAUUUUUUUAGGGAAAAAAUAGAACAGUGGUUUCCCUCUUGUCUUCUGUCUAAUAAAUGUCCGAACAAUCUGGUCAAGACGUCGCUAAGGAGCACAAAAUACUAUUUUUUAUUGCCGCAAUAUAAUUGGCAUCAUGGUUUGAAAAUUCCAAUGUCAAAGUUAACACAUAACCUCACGACUAUACUAGGGUAGUCAGGUACAUCCAUCGCAAGAUGAACCAAGUACCCACACCUCAUCGAGCAUUCUGUUAGACCAACGUGAUAAGUGGUGAGCUAUCAUCAUCACCAGCCCAUUAACGUCCCCACUGCUGGGGCACGGGCCUUCCCUAUGGAUGGAUAGGGAGAUCAGGCCUUAAACCACCACGCGGGCCCAGUGCGGAUUGGUGGUUAUUAACGACUGCUAAUGCAGCCGGGACCAACGGCUUAACGUGCCUUCCGAAGCACGGAGGAGCUUGAGAUGAAAACUUUUUUUUUGUGGUCACCCAUCCUAAGACCAGCCUUUGCGAAAGUUGCUUAACAUUAACAAUCGUAGACCGAGCGCGUUUACCGCUGCGCCACCGAGCGAGCUGGU